Messenger RNA from Chinchilla lanigera (long-tailed chinchilla), 6003 nucleotides. It is a transcript of the gene Ankib1, whose product is annotated as ankyrin repeat and IBR domain containing 1. Gene Ontology annotation, cellular component: cytoplasm; ubiquitin ligase complex. Gene Ontology annotation, molecular function: ubiquitin protein ligase activity; ubiquitin conjugating enzyme binding; zinc ion binding. Gene Ontology annotation, biological process: ubiquitin-dependent protein catabolic process; protein polyubiquitination; positive regulation of proteasomal ubiquitin-dependent protein catabolic process. Lineage: Eukaryota; Metazoa; Chordata; Mammalia; Rodentia; Chinchillidae. The coding region runs from base 288 to 3560 and encodes 1090 amino acids. The record is from RefSeq and is a predicted model, not a curated record. The transcript is spliced from 20 exons.
CUCACGCAGCGCUUCCUGCGGGCCUCCAGUGCGCGCUCAGCCCCAGCAGCCUCCGCCCGGCGGGCGCCGCGGAGGCGACGAGGAGGGGGCGCCCGUCCGGGUGGGUGGGGCGGGCAGGGUCCCCGAGGUCGCCGGCUCCGCGGCGGAGGCAGAACUGCAGACCUGCGGGUCCUCCUCGCCCUCCCCCGCGGCCCGAGAAGUAACCAAUGUGCAACAUGCUGCAGAAGCAUUCAAGAAGUGGCUGAAGGAGGAAAGCAAAAGGUGCGGCUGCUUACCAGAAAGGAAACAUGGGAAAUACAACUACCAAAUUCCGAAAAGCACUCAUCAAUGGUGACGAAAACCUGGCUUGCCAAAUAUACGAAAAUAACCCUCAGCUAAAAGAAUCCCUUGAUCCAAAUACAUCUUAUGGGGAACCCUACCAGCACAAUACUCCAUUACACUAUGCUGCUAGACAUGGAAUGAAUAGAAUAUUAGGGACAUUUCUUUUUGGUAGAGAUGGAAAUCCAAAUAAACGGAAUGUGCACAAUGAAACAUCUAUGCAUUUGUUGUGUAUGGGACCUCAGAUUAUGAUAUCAGAAGGAGCCCUUCAUCCUCGCUUAGCACGCCCUGUAGAAGAUGAUUUCAGAAGAGCAGAUUGUCUGCAGAUGAUCUUAAGAUGGAAAGGAGCAAAACUUGACCAGGGUGAAUAUGAGAGAGCAGCUAUUGAUGCUGUUGAUAACAAAAAAAACACACCCCUUCACUAUGCUGCUGCCUCAGGGAUGAAAGCCUGUGUAGAGCUCUUAGUGAAGCAUGGAGGGGACUUGUUUGCUGAGAAUGAAAAUAAAGAUACUCCUUGUGAUUGUGCUGAAAAACAACACCACAAAGAUUUGGCCCUCAAUCUGGAAUCUCAGAUGGUUUUUUCACGGGAUCCCGAGGCUGAAGAAAUAGAAGCUGAAUAUGCUGCAUUAGACAAACGGGAGCCCUAUGAAGGACUAAGACCUCAAGAUCUGCGUCGAUUGAAAGAUAUGCUUAUUGUGGAAACAGCAGACAUGCUUCAGGCUCCUCUCUUUACUGCUGAAGCUUUACUUCGAGCUCAUGACUGGGACAGGGAGAAAUUACUUGAAGCUUGGAUGUCCAACCCAGAGAACUGCUGCCAACGAUCAGGUGUUCAAAUGCCAACUCCACCACCAAGUGGGUACAAUGCCUGGGACACACUCCCUUCUCCAAGAACGCCAAGGACUACACGCUCUUCCGUCACCUCUCCAGAUGAAAUCAGUUUCUCUCCUGGAGAUUUAGAUACCAGUUUGUGUGACAUUUGUAUGUGCAGUAUUUCUGUAUUUGAGGAUCCAGUGGAUAUGCCCUGUGGACAUGACUUUUGUAGAGGAUGUUGGGAGUCAUUUUUAAAUCUGAAAAUUCAAGAAGGUGAAGCUCACAACAUUUUCUGCCCUGCAUAUGAGUGCUUUCAACUUGUGCCUGUGGAUAUCAUAGAAAGUGUAGUUUCUAAGGAGAUGGACAAACGAUACCUACAGUUUGAUAUUAAGGCCUUUGUUGAAAAUAAUCCUGCCAUUAAAUGGUGUCCUACUGCAGGCUGUGAAAGGGCAGUCAGACUCACAAAACAAGGGUCAAAUACAUCUGGAUCUGACAGCCUCAGCUUCCCGUUGCUGAGAGCCCCUGCCGUGGACUGCGGGAAAGGACAUCUCUUCUGCUGGGAGUGCCUUGGUGAAGCACAUGAGCCAUGUGACUGCCAAACAUGGAAAAACUGGCUGCAAAAAAUAACUGAAAUGAAACCAGAAGAGCUUGUGGGAGUUAGUGAAGCAUAUGAGGAUGCAGCCAAUUGCCUCUGGUUGUUAACUAACUCCAAGCCUUGUGCUAAUUGUAAGUCUCCAAUACAGAAGAAUGAGGGCUGCAAUCACAUGCAGUGUGCUAAGUGCAAGUAUGAUUUUUGCUGGAUUUGUCUUGAAGAAUGGAAAAAACAUAGUUCUUCCACUGGAGGUUAUUACAGAUGUACUCGCUAUGAAGUCAUUCAGCAUGUGGAGGAGCAAUCCAAGGAAAUGACUGUGGAGGCUGAGAAAAAACACAAACGAUUUCAGGAACUUGACAGAUUUAUGCACUAUUACACAAGAUUUAAAAACCAUGAGCAUAGUUAUCAGUUAGAACACCGCCUUCUUAAAACAGCCAAAGAAAAGAUGGAACAAUUGAGUAGAGCUCUCAAAGAAACUGAAGGAGGCUGUCCAGAUACCACCUUCAUCGAAGACGCAGUUCAUGUGCUCUUAAAAACUCGACGCAUUCUCAAGUGUUCUUAUCCAUAUGGAUUUUUCUUAGAACCUAAAAGCACAAAGAAAGAAAUUUUUGAACUUAUGCAAACAGACCUAGAAAUGGUCACUGAAGACCUUGCCCAAAAAGUCAAUAGGCCUUACCUUCGCACACCUCGCCACAAGAUCAUCAAGGCAGCGUGCCUUGUGCAACAGAAGAGGCAAGAAUUCCUGGCAUCUGUGGCUCGCGGAGUUGCUCCCGCAGACUCACCCGAAGCUCCAAGGCGCAGCUUUGCUGGUGGAACAUGGGAUUGGGAAUAUUUAGGAUUUGCAUCACCUGAGGAGUAUGCUGAAUUUCAGUAUCGGAGGAGGCACAGACCGCGCCGGCGGGGAGACGUGCACAGUCUGCUCAGUCACCCCCCAGACCAGCAGGAGCCAAGUGACAGCGCUCUAGCAGAUGUUCCAGAGGGUGGCAGCAGCCGCAGGCCUGGCGCAUCCGUGGUAAGUUCUGCAUCUAUGAGUGCGCUGCACAGCUCUUCCCUGCGUGACUAUGCCCCUGCCAGCCGCUCUGAAAACCAGGACUCCCUUCAGGCUCUAAGUUCCUUAGAUGAAGACGAUCCCAAUAUACUUCUUGCAAUACAGUUGUCACUGCAAGAGUCUGGGCUGGCUGUUGGUGAAGAAACGAGAGACUUCCUCAGUCAUGAAGCGUCACUAGGAGCUAUAGGCACUUCUCUGCCUUCCAGGCUGGACUCCAUCCCCAGGAAUACUGAUAGCCCUCGAGCCACAUUGAGCAGCUCUGAGCUUUUGGAACUUGGUGACAGCCUCAUGAGACUAGGAGCAGAAAGUGACCUAUUUGCAACUGACACCUUGAGCUCACAUCCUGUCAGUGAGGCAAGAAGUGAUUUCUGUCCCUCAUCUAAUGACCCAGACUCAACCGACCAGGACCCCAGCAUCGAUGACAAUCUUCUUGGCAAUAUCAUGGCUUGGUUUCAUGAUAUGAAUCCUCAGAGCAUUGCCCUGAUUCCCCCAGCAACUACAGAAGUGAGUGUGGAUUCUCACCUCCCCUGUGUCAAAGAUGGUUCAGAAGGGAUAAGGGACGUGGAGCUUGAGCUGCCAGAAGAUUCAGUAUUUGAAGAUGCUGGUGUCAGUGAAGGCAGAGGAGCACAGAAAGAAGAGAGUGUAUUGGAAGAAAAUAUUCUGGCGGGGGAGACGUCAUCUCAAGCUGGUGACAGCGGUAGUGAAACAGCCAACAAAGAGAAUGGUGCCGCUAUUUCAAGUCAGGCCCCUGAAGCCUCUGGUGACUGGCUUGACCAAGUACAUUUAGUGUGACCCACGUCCGUCUGGCUCCAAGUGCUUUGCAGUUCCGGACGGUGUGAAAGCUGGAGUAAGCUUUAUAGAGACUUUGAUCCAGUUAAUUCCAACUUGAUCAUAACCACUGAUGUUAGGAUUGAAUACAAAGGAGUUCCCUUGAAUGGUAGCUUCAUUUUUCAACCUUACGGGGAAUUUCCUUUGUAUUUAAUUGGGUAGUUUUCCCCUGUCUGCUGACAAAAAGAAGAGCAGGAAAGCAAGAGAAACACAAACGGAGUAAGUAGGUUGUAUUCUACAUUCUAAGAAAAUGCAGCACUCUGUUUAGCCUAGAGUUGGCAGUAUUUAGUUUGAACAUGUAAAUCAAAGGCUUAUUCCCUGAUCUUUGGGUGGCUUUCCAAAAAAAGAAAGAAAGAAACGAGUAGCUGUCUUCAUUCUGGAAGUUUGUCUGGGCAGGUGUGCGAACGCCUGUGUCCUCAGUCGCUCUGUGCUGUCCACCGUGACCUUCCUCCUCCCUUUCUGUCUGAGCAAUGUGAAUCGAGGUGUCCAGGGCUUCUCUUCAGUGCUGCUUCCACCACAGUGUAAUUAAUUUUAAUUUCCACAUGUUUAAUCAAAGUUUUUUUCUCAUGUCAAAUUACAGUCUAUCGUGCCAAAUUCUAACUUGUGCGCUGACCAACAAGGCAUGUAGGUGUGCAGCGUCCUAGUGUGCCCCAGGGCAGUGUCAGCGUGUUCUCGGGAGUCAAAGGUGCCACACGGUAGCGGUGAUAUUCCAGAAUUGAAUAGGCCUUUGUUGCCAUGGAGACUGCAUUUAAAUAAAUGUAGCCUGUAGCUUAAGUUAACUAAACCUAAUGCUGCUGUUAAAAAACAGUUUAUUUUAAUAUUAAAAUACAGUUGAUUAGCAACAGCGGUGCUGUAUUUUAAGAGACACUUUAUUGGAAGUGCAAUCAUAGUUCUUUGUUUUCACAGUUUUACAGUGCAUUCUAAUUACUAAUGGGUGCAAUUACUUUUAAUGGUGUUUUAUAAAAUAGAAAAAAAGUGGAGUUUUCUUCAGUUAUAGUAAAUCUCACAAUUAAAAACUUCAAUAAAAACAUCCUGCGCAACAUGUUCCUGUGCCUUUGCCUAACCUAAAUGGAUAGUUGCCAGUUAAUAAGUCAGUAAUUCAAAUCUCAAUGUCUCCUCUGAAGUGACUAUGCUAUGAAUUGCAGAGACCUCCAUAAAACCACCCAUGGCCUUGCCUUUACAGUAAAUAUAACAACUAAAUGUUCAGUUUGUUUGCCUAUAUAGCAAAUGCUGACAUAUGUUUGUUCUCUUGCACAAUACUCAUUUGCUGUGUGAUUAGUGUUUAGUAUUGAAAAAAGUCAACUUCCUAGUUAUCAGUGUCUUAUUGUGAAGAAAAUACUGGUCUUAGCUGUAAUUAAGAUACAAUGGUACAGUGUGUAAUUAAAACUAGAGUAAACUGUUGAAAUGGUUGUUUACUUACAUAUUAUGAAAAUUAGAUAACAUAAACAAAAUAGAUAUGCGCAACACUCCAUUUAAUGUUUUGCCGGAUUGUUACCAGAAAUCUACAGAAACCAAAAUUUCUGUCCUGAGUUUAUACAAGCAGGUCCUAGGCCAGGUAAAAGGUUAUAUUAGUAUUGAUAUCCAUGUGAUCUGUGAUUACGGUUUUUGAUUAUUUUUUUUCCAAACCCAGUUUUUGAAAUGUUUCUUGUACUUCGAAUUAAUAUGGCCAGGACAUUAGAGUAUUUAAUAUUCCCCCAGAUUAGUUCUCCUAAGAUAAAUUGUGUGGGAAUUGCUCCUAUGCCAUGGAUAUUAAAAGUCCACAUUAGUUUUUAUUUCUCUAAUUACCAGAUACAUUGAUAUCAGUCCCUAUUAAAGUUAGUGGGGGAAAUGUUAACUUUAUCUACAGUGUAUUACUGUAUAUUAAACUGAAAUAGUCCAGUAAAGGAUUUUUUACAAAUUUAUUUUGGACUACAGAUGUUAACACCAUUCAUUUUUAGACCACCGUGUAAUUUUUCAGUGGGAAGACUUUGCAUCGCACUGAGGCAUGCUGCACGGUGCAGCUAGCUGAAAAGGAGCGCUCUGUGUGACGAUAGCAUUGGCGGCAGGUUCUGGUUUCCUUGCACCUUGUGCAGUUCCCUUUGUUUCUGUGCGGUCUCUCCUGAGCAUGAAAACUGAUCAUUAUCCAGUUUGUAUUUCCUUGGUACAUAUUUUAAAAACAACACGGUCGUUGACUUUACAAUUCAGUAAUAAAGUUUGGCAAAGCCUAUUUUGUAAACAAGUUAAUUUUAUAAUGUUAAAAAAAAAAAGUUACUCGAACCUUGACUUGUUAUUUGCACUUUCAUAGUCUAUACUUGAUACAUUCCCACUUUAUAUACAGUAGGAUUCUACGAACGUGUAGAUGUUUGGCCAAAUGAAUGCUGUUAAUAAUAUGUAAAGUUCUUUGAUUAAACAUUUAUUACUUAAACUA